AAAUUUCAUCUUCCGUUUGGCCAAAACGCGACGAUUGAGUUGCGCGACAUCGUUCCAACACCAAGUUCAUAUCACUUCCAACACAACCUCCAACAUUCACUUCUAUUCUGGAAAGAGAAAGAGGAAGUACCAUGACACUCCCUACGAAACAUCCUCGACAACGAGGAGGCAUGAAAGGCAUCCGAGCCACGUCGGUUCUAUGGGCCGUGAUUGUGGCUGGCAUUGUGUGGUCGGCCAUUCGAGAGGUCAAUCGUAGCCACCGUGAUGAUCGCGAUGCAAUGACAAACGAGAACUCUCUACUGGCCACUCCCGACGAAGUGCUCCAACGGUUACUGCAGCAAUCUAGCAAUAGCAAUGGUGAGCAACAGCAACAACAACAGCAACAGCCCGUGUCUUCCUCUUCCAAAGCUGUUGUUGUCUCGUCAGAAAAAGAGAUUGUCCAUACUACUACUACUACCAAUGUCAUGGUGGUGGCGUACAAUGCAAGUUCCGAAGAGCAGCUCUUUUCCUUGGUGGAAAAUCAGAUUGCCGAAUUCCACAAUGCGCAAGACCCCAAGGGUGUUGGAACACGACAACCCGUAGUGCUGCGAGGAGUGUGGGAACCUCCCAGUGACAGUUGGAAAUCCGAACGAGCCUUUCUCAAAGCCUACAGUACAAUCCCGUACUACAUCAAGGACAAGUACGUGCAAGUCAAGGACGAAACUUGUGUGGCGCAAUUCGGGGAUUUGUGGAAUUUCAUUGCGGGAAAUAAAACCCAUCCACGCAAGUCGCUGCUGGCAUUUACCAAUGACAAGGAAAAUAGAGCCCUCUUUGGACAAGCCGGCGAAAAACUGCCCUUUGAUAUUCCUCCCGUCGUACAACACAUUGACUCGUUUUCCAUCUUGUCCACCAUGACCAAAGGACAAUCGCACGAAUUCCAUAAACACGGUGAAAGCUGGAUUGCCCAAGCCGUGGGCUACAAAGUGUGGUGGUUCUUGCCACCCACCGCCAAACGACCUGUGAAAGUCAAUGCCUGUGAUUAUUUGAAUGGAAAAGAACCACUGCCAAAGGGAGCCAUAAAAACUACUAUUCAGGGACCGGGUGAUGUCAUUUGGUUCCCACACGACUAUUAUCAUGCCACUUGUUCCUUGUCGGAAUGGACCGUGGGAAUUGGGAGACAGUUGGGGCCGCGGAUACGACAAAAUUUUAAAGACUUGCCUCUCACAAUUGACAAUACAGAUCGGACUGCCGUCGAGAAAACCUUGCAGCGAUGUUCGGGGGAAGGCUCGAAUACACUUUUGUCUCGCCGGAAUUUGGAUUCUUCCAAUGCCGCAAAGGAUAAAGAUUGGAAGUGGUAUGGUGGCGAUGUGAACAAGUAUUACAACGAUCUCGAAAAUGAUCACAAGAGAAAUCCAAAUGAUGUGGCCAGCUAUGCCGUUCAUCGCUGGCUGGGCGAUAAAAGAUCGACGGAAACGCACUACGAAUUGAUUCACGAAGGAAUCUUGAAACAUUAUCAAAAAUCCACAAAGACGAGUGCGGAAUCGGCACCACUAGAAGUUCUCGAUGCCGGGUGUGGAUUGGGCAGUGCCUUAAUGUGGAUGGAAGCCAAACAACCCGCAUGGAAGCUGCAAGGACGUACGUUGUCGGAAGAACAGGCCAAAUUCAUUCAGACCACACUCCCGACUCAUCGCUUCCAAAUCAAGUUAGACAGUUACGACAACAUCAUCAACGACGACACACCAACAUUGGAUGUCAUUUACAGCAUUGAAGCCGCCAUUCACUCGACGGAUAUGCAGAAAACACUUCGCGCUUGGGCUACUCGUUUAAAGCCCAAACAUGGGAUGGUGGUUCUCAUUGACGACUUUUUGCAACCAGGUGCCAGUCGAGACGACGAGGACGUGGACCUCUUUGCCCGAUCUUGGUUGGCCAACUCCCUCUAUACCGUGACAGAGAUGAAUCAAAUGGCCCGACGGGUUGGAUUGACGUUGGUGGAAUCCAGAGAUUUGUUGGCCGAGUAUCGAGUGGUGGAACUCAAUUACCGCAACAAGGUACCAUCGCUGGACCCCGAUAAACAAAAGAAUCAUCAAGGCUGGAUGGGAUCCAAAUAUCGCCAAAAGCUGACUGUGGAAGGAAAGAUUGGAUACAACAUGGUGAUCUUUCGAAAGAUGUAAACUAAGUAAACAUAGUGUUCCCGCCUUUCAAUUUUAAUUAAACUACCGGUGCGGUGGAUGAUAGUCUGGA
Molecule: messenger RNA, 2220 nt
Organism: Seminavis robusta
Lineage: Eukaryota; Bacillariophyta; Bacillariophyceae; Naviculales; Naviculaceae
Source: the annotation of a GenBank genome assembly